Aplysia californica (California sea hare) is the source of this 6068-nucleotide messenger RNA. Its product is annotated as peroxisome biogenesis factor 1. Lineage: Eukaryota; Metazoa; Mollusca; Gastropoda; Aplysiida; Aplysiidae. Gene Ontology annotation, molecular function: ATP hydrolysis activity; ATP binding. The record is from RefSeq and is a predicted model, not a curated record. Gene Ontology annotation, biological process: protein import into peroxisome matrix. Gene Ontology annotation, cellular component: peroxisomal membrane; cytosol; peroxisome.
CCACUUCCGGAGCAGGGUCUAUUGUGUAGCCUAGUAGUGUGUAUUAGAUCUUGCUUGUCUGAGUACUGACUGCUUAUGGGCAGGCUACAGAGGCGAACGGAAAACAUUGGACUUUCUACGAAAAUGAUACACUGUUUGAGUAAAGAGACAGAACUUGUUCCUUAAUAGAUCUAGAUCUAGUUGUCUUAUUUUCACACCAUGAAUUCAAUAACAACGAUCCUCGAAUUUGGUGGAAACCACCAUUGCUUUUUAUGCAUAACCAAAACCUACAGCUCCAGUGAAUCCAGAUCCCAGAAACUUUCAAGAGGUCGAGAUGAAGAGAUCCAAGUUUAUGAGGCUGAGAACAACCAGGGGGCCAAGGUGUUCUUCAGCAUCCACAGCAAGCUGGCAGACAUUAUGCCUGGGGACACGGUGCAGCUCAGCGGACAGUACGGGGUGAAGUUAGGUCUCAAGGACAACGAACCGUUGAUAUUGAAACCCAUCAAGUCUUCUGUGCAGACAGUUCGGCGUGUGAGCAUGGACCCCCUGAGUGUGGACGACUGGGAGAUUUUGGAGCAAAAUGCAGGCCGGGUGGAGUUGGUUCUGAUGGACCAGGUACGAGUCGUGUGGCCGGGCCAGAUCAUUCCUGUGUGGAUACAGAAGUCCUUGGUCAUCUUCAUGAAAGUCACCGGCUUAGAACCCAUGUCGUCGUGUGCGGUCUUGGAGAAAAACUCGGAGAUCGUCAUCGCGGCCAAAGUGAGAGCCAGCCUGCCACCGAACUCGCUCAGCCUCCCACCCAAGAAGAGUCUUCCUGCUGGUCCAUCGCAGGCAGCGCAGUCCCCACAGCUCAUUGGCUCGCCGAUGAAAGUGCCAGAGUCCCCGUGCAAGGCACGGGUGAAGGAUUCCCUGUCUGCCCCGGACUCCCUCGAUACCCUGGAGCCCAAAAUGACCAACCGCAGCCCUAACCGCAGUCCUCGGUUGGUGUCACGCAAGUCCUCGGUGAAGGUCCACAAGAACUACUUGUCCAACAGUGACCAGUUCCCGGACAGAGGGGAGUCGGGGAGGCAGAUGGUUCGUCGGCAGUCAUCGCUUAUGGAGAGUGUGAUGAGGCGUAUAUUUCCCUUCAUGGACAACCGUCGGGAAGACAGCGAUAGCCACUCUCACUCCGACUCGGAUGCGGGCUCGGCCAUCGACUUCUCUAUGCAGAACCUGCCGUCGCGCAACGCCGUGCUGCGAGUACAGCCCAUGAGGCUCAGCUGCACGCUGGAGGACUGCAUGGUCUCGCAUGCUGCCCGGGCACGGGGCAGUCAGCCGGUCAUGUCCAGCUCUCUGUUCAGCGGCAGGAAGUGGCCGUCGUUAGAGUCGCGGUUGGCGGAGGAGUAUAUGUGUGAUGUCCCAGCCGAACUUUUCCAGACGUCCACGGUGUACGUGGACUCUGAGUUCUUGAAGACGGAACGACAGCUUCACCCUCACCUCCCCUGCCUGCCCCCUGUUGUCAUCGCUCGCAUUGAGAAGCUCCCGUCGCCCCAGGAGAAAUCCGAGGCCACCCGAGAUCAGAAUAUGCGCAAGAAAUCAAAGGAGGUGAUUGGAAAAGAUGGCACAGCUGCCGGAAAGAGUGAGGGAGGGGGAGGAGAGAAAGGGAAAGAUGACUCUGCUGGCGAUGACCUGGGCAAGUUCAAGGGCACCUGCUACGUGCGUGUGGUCGGCAUCAACAGAAAGGCUAACUUGGUGGACGAUGCGUGGCACGAUGCAGCCGACAGGAUUCUUACGGAACAAGCUCUCAUGUGGGGUCACAUGAUUGUGCCAGACAUUCUGCGGCGACAGCUCAAGCUUGAUGCCACGGGCUCGGCCUGGCUACAGACUGGCGUCGUGGACAUUGUGGUGCCCUACAAGAUCUGCAUCUAUCCAGUCUCCGCAGUGCCCAAGAAGUACACUGAUGAAAUGCUCAAGUCAGCGUUCCGAGCUCAUAUCCGGCUGGUCGCCGAUGCUGAGCACCCACUUGUUGUCUUCCAGGGCCUUCUGCUAAAGUUCAUGGUUUUCCCAGGCAAAUAUCUGAGAGCUGUAAUGAUGAAGCUGGGCCACGGUGUCUCGGUGGAAGCCCAGAUCACUUUCUUCGGUGAGAAUGACGUGAGCAGCGAGAAGGGCGUGACCAUGCUGAGUGAGAUGAACAUCGACUCGGUGCGCGUCCUGGAGGUGGUGCGUGACAGCCGCGAGGACAAGCUCAAGGUCGUCAACAUGCUGCUGUCUUACUCCAGUGUGGCCGACUUUGACCCCGUGCCCCCCACCGUCAAGCUCAAACACCUGGGCGGGUUUGGCGGCCUGGCUCGGCAGGCGUUGAACCACCUCCACACCAGCAUCGGGGCUCGCCCUCUGAGCCGCAGCUGCUUCAUGGCCCGGGCCGGCCUCAGCCACGGCCUCCUGCUCAUCACCGGCCCCAAAGGCUGCGGGAAAACCUCGCUGGCCAAGGCUCUGUGUCGCAAGAUGUUCCACUCCCCGGUCAUGGCUCACAUCACCUUCAUCGACUGCAAGGUGCUCAGAGGAAAAACUGUGUCCAACAUCCAGAAGAUCCUGGAGUCUGUGUUUGAUGAGGCGGCGUGGCGGGAGCCGUCGGUGGUUGUCUUUGACAACCUGGACGUGAUUGUACCGGCGCCCAGCGGGCCGGAGAGCGAGAUGAGCGGGGAGGCGCUCUACUCCGCCAAAAAUGCCCAAGUUCUCCAGGGCCUGGUCAAAUACGAGAUGGAGAACAACAGUCAUGUGACGGUCAUGGCCACGGCGACGGCCCGCUCCUCCCUUCACCCGAGCCUGGUGGCCUCUCGAGGGGACCACAUGGUGCAGUGUGUCGUCGACAUCGGCUCGCCGGACAAGGAAGCGCGAGAGAAGAUAUUGACCUCCAUCCUUCAGAAUCACAGCUGCAUCAGCAACGAGACAGUCAGUGUCCUUGACAUGAUGCCCAUCGCCGCCAAGACAGAGGCCUACGUGGCCCGCGACCUUGAGGGUCUGGUCAACAGGGCGGUCCACACCCGUCUUGUCCACAACAGAGACGCUUGCAAGCAACAGAUCACCUUGAGCCUGGAAGAGUUUGAGGAAGCGCUGUGUGCCUACAAACCUGUUUCCAUCCGGAACAUUCAGCUUCACAAGGCUGGAGAGCUUGGCUGGGAGGAUGUGGGAGGUCUGGCGGGUGUCAAGUCUGCCCUGGUUGAGACGCUUCGAUGGCCAACCAAGUACCCACAGCUGUUCUCCUCCUCCCCGCUGCGGCUACGCUCGGGCAUCCUGCUGUACGGCGCGCCAGGCACGGGGAAGACUCUUCUGGCCGGGGUGGUGGCCAAGGAGUGCGGGCUCAACUUCAUCAGCAUCAAGGGUCCUGAGCUGCUGAGCAAGUACAUCGGAGCCAGCGAGCAGUCGGUCCGGGACCUGUUCAUUAGAGCUCAGAGUGCCAAGCCUUGCAUUCUUUUCUUUGACGAGUUUGAUUCUAUAGCCCCAAAACGUGGGCACGACAGUACGGGGGUGACCGACCGCGUGGUCAACCAGUUCCUCACUCAGCUGGAUGGAGUGGAAGGCUUGCAAGGUGUGUACGUGCUGGGGGCCACCAGCCGACCUGACCUCAUCGACCCUGCCCUGCUCCGGCCCGGGAGACUGGACAAGUGUCUCUUCUGUUCCAUGCCUGAUGAGAGUGAGCGGGUGAAUAUACUGGAAUCACUCACUCGCAAGAUGACCUUGGCUCCGGAUGUCAACCUUGAGGAAAUAGCGAACAUGUGCGAGCAUUUCACCGGCGCUGACCUCAAAGCGUUGCUGUAUAACGCUCAGCUCAAGGCCAUCCACCAACAGGCUGACUCGUGCUGGGGACAGGACGCGGGCGUCGUCAGAAUCAAGGGGGACGACGCCAAAUGCGAUAUCCUCAGGAAGGCGUCUGUGAUUCUGGAAGACGAGAACUUUGCCGCGGAUCUGUCGCGGGCAGUGGAGAAAGCUAUCUCCCCCGUGGACUCGAUGAAUAACUCGGUCGACGAGAGUGUGAGCACGCCGAAGAAACAGGUGAAACUGUCGCCGAGGGAGAGGAAGCAGGGUGUUAUGCUGCACGAGACACAGACACUCGUCGGGGAGAGGCAAGGAGGUUUUGAAAGUAUGCAGGUCACGGAAAAGAUGGGAGACUUAAGGGUGGACAGUGGUCAGAGCAGGAAGAUGCCUCCUAGAGUGGCCGCAGCGGACGAUGGUGGAGAAGAUGGUGUGGAUGGGUUGGUGGAGAGGUUCCAGUUGGAGGAUUUCUCCGCUGGUGGUGACAAUGACGAUGACGACACAAUAAAUGGCGGAGCUGCGUCUCCGUCUGAUGACGUAGAUGUCGUUGAUGGUUUGCCCUCACCCAUGGAGGAACAGGAGACGGCAGAAAGCUCACAGGCUCGCUCCUCUUCCUGGAUUCCGAUGGGAAGGAAAAGUGAGUCGGAAAUGAUUGUCAAAACACGACAACCAGAGGGAAACACAAACAAAAUGGAGUACGAAACCUCCAAUUCCAUCAGUCAUGCUGUGGAGGAAUUUACCUCAAAAAUGACGCUCCUGAAUUCUGAAGCCCCCGCCCUCAACAUUGCGAUAAGAGUAUCGGAGAGCUCCAACCCGGACGAAGAGAACCUUCCAGACUUUCCGGACCCAGCCAACACGUUCCCACCGGCUUCGGCCAAGCGUAAGCGAGGGUACGAGAGAGCACACAGCACCCCAGAGGCCGGCUCACUGACCGUGGUGAAGGACGUGCGGAGGAACUCCAAGUCUCCGUCCCUGGACAAGCCUGUGUCGGUUUUCCCGUCGCUGGAGCAAGGCUUGGCCGCUCUCACACCCGAGGAUGAGGCCAGGUAUCUGUUGAUGGUGACUACGAGAACUUUGUGUCAUCCCGGUCUGGCGGAGCGGAGAAACAGGUCCAGGUGGUGGGACAACGUGCUACACUGGCCUGAUUGUGGUGGUCGUGUGAUGGCGUGAUGGUCAGUGGGACACAGGGCUUGAUGGCUGUGGUGGUCAUGUGAUCACUUGGUGGGACAACGUGCUACACUGGCCUGAUUGUGAUGGUCGUGUGGUGGCGAGAUGGUCAGUGGGAUACGGGGCUUGAAGAUGAUGAUGGUCAGUGGACGAAACACGGGACUUGAUGAUGGUGAUGGUCAGUCGACGAAACACGGGACUUGAUGAUGGUGAUGGUCAGUCGACGAAACACGGAACUUGAUGAUGGUGAUGGUCAGUCAACGAAACACGGGACUUGAUGAUGGUGAUGGUCAGUCGACGAAACUCGGGACUUGAUGGUUGUGGUGGUCAUGUGAUUGCUUGAUGGGACAACGUGCUACACUGGCCUGAUGAUGGUGGUGGUGGUGGUGGUCGUGUGAUGACGUGAUGGCCAGUCGUCUGACGGGGUCGUGGUGACGGUGGUGGUGUGAGGGUACGGUGGCCAGUGGGCGGAACUCGGGGCCUAAUGGCGGGAAAGGACAACGUGCUACACUGACCUGAUGGCCGUGGUGGUGUGAUCACGUGAUUGCUUGAUAGUACAACGUGCUACACUGGCCUGAUGGUCGUGGUGGUGUGAUCACGUGAUGGCUUGACGGGACAACGUGUUACACUUGCCCGAUGGUCGUGGUGGUCAUGUGAUCGCUUGAUAGGACAACGUGAUACACUGGCCUGAUGGUCGUGGUGGUCAUGUGAUCGCUUGAUAGGACAACGUGCUACACUGGCCUGAUCGUCAUCGUGGUUGUGGUGGUGGUGGUGAUGGUCUUGUGAUGGGGAUGGCUUGAUGGUCAGCGGGACGCAGGACUUGAUGGUGGUGAUGAUGGUCCUGUUGUGGCGUGUAGUGAUGGGACAAUAUGCAAGUCUGGCCUGAUGGGGUCAGCGGAACACAAGGCCUGAUGGUAGUCGUGGAGGUGGUACCCGUGGUGGUGGUGAUGGUGGUGGUGGUCGUCGUGGUGGUUUUGUGAUGAAGUUGUGGUCAGUGGACGGACUACAGGACUUGAUGAUCAUGAUCGUGGUCGUGGUGAGGGCCAGCGAAACACUGGGCUUAGUGUGUGUGUGUGUAUGUAUGUGUGUGCACGUGUAUGUGUGUGUGUGUGUGUCCAUGAUCGCCCACGCCA